Messenger RNA from Medicago truncatula (barrel medic), 921 nucleotides. RefSeq names its product peptidyl-tRNA hydrolase, mitochondrial. Bases 90 to 746 code for a protein of 218 amino acids. The transcript is spliced from 8 exons. Lineage: Eukaryota; Viridiplantae; Streptophyta; Magnoliopsida; Fabales; Fabaceae. The record is from RefSeq and is a predicted model, not a curated record. Gene Ontology annotation, molecular function: peptidyl-tRNA hydrolase activity.
UUCCCAUAAAAAAAUGAUAGAAUAUUUUUGAUACACAUCAAACCCGAAGCAAUGAAACCGUGACUGAACCACCUAAACGCGGCGGGGAUAUGCUGAGUACAUUAACGAAACGGAGCUUUUGCACCGUCGCUCCUCGCCCUUGGCUUUUCGUUGGAUUGGGUAACCCCGGCGACAAAUACAAAGGAACUCGACACAAUGUAGGUUUUGAGAUGAUUGAUGCAUUUGCCGAGUCACAAGGAAUUGCCAUGGAUACAGUACAUUGCAAAGCUAUUUUUGGAAAAGGUUUUGUUGGCGAUGUUCCUGUUUUCCUUGCAAAGCCUCAAACUUAUAUGAAUCUCAGUGGUGAAUCAGCAGGACCACUGGCUGCUUAUUACAAGUUACCCCUUAAUCAGGUGCUUGUGUUCCAUGAUGAUAUGAACCUGCCAUGUGGGGUGCUUCGUCUUAAUGACAAAGGGGGUCAUGGAAGCCACAAAGGGCUAAAGAGUGUUAUUUAUAACUUCAGAGAUAAUAGUGAAUUUCCUCGUCUAAGAAUUGGGAUUGGGAAGCCUCCUGGACAAAUGGAUCCUAAAGCAUUUUUGCUUCAAAAGUUUAAUGUAACAGCUAGACAACGAAUUGACGAGGCUUUGCAAGAGGGGGUUGAUGCCUUGAAGCUUCUUCUAUUUAAAGGUUUGGAAGUGAGUGCAAAAAGGUUCAACAAAGAACAGAAAUAUAAGCACUUAAAAGUUCAGACAUUACCAGUUUGGUAAGAUUUGAUUAUGGCAAGUCGUGUUAUAAGUAUGGUUAGUUCCUCACUUUAAGGUUUCAUAGAUUGCCUGGGUGCAUAUUGAUGUAUAAAACGUAAGGAUAAAAUGUACUGAAUUUUGUAAACAUCCAUCAUGUAUAUUAAUAUAGCUUUUCAAUUGGUUUUGUAACCUUUUGCCA